Ornithodoros turicata is the source of this 2091-nucleotide messenger RNA. RefSeq names its product receptor-type tyrosine-protein phosphatase dep-1-like. The record is from RefSeq and is a predicted model, not a curated record. NCBI's taxonomy places the organism in Eukaryota, Metazoa, Arthropoda, Arachnida, Ixodida, Argasidae. The transcript has 12 exons. The coding region runs from base 99 to 1679 and encodes 526 amino acids. Gene Ontology annotation, molecular function: protein binding.
GAAGCAAUUUUUCCCACCUAUACGGCGGUUACAGCAUCGCUUGGCAGUCUAUUUGAGUCGGUGUCAUUCUCUAAGGCCGAGGAGCACAAUAGGGCGUGAUGGGGAGCUUCCAUGUCUCUGUCUGGGCUGUUCCUGUGUUCAUCUUAAUGCUAUGGACAACAGCAGAUAAUGCGCAUGGGCAACGACCAGCGAAAAGGGCGGGUCCUACUACAGAACAGUGUCUUCCUGGAAAGUUGAACGUGAGGGUGCUAUCGCGCCCUACCGAAGUAGGCGUCACCUGGACACGCUUCGUUCCUAGACAAGGCUGCAUAAACUCUGGUGCCCUGUAUCAGAUUGUUGUCAAGUGGCAACCGAAGAACGAGGCAGAGCAGGAGGCUACAUGCAAGGUGGAAGAAAAGCACUUCGACGUUACCGGCCUGAAACCCGACACCCCAGUCACGAUAACUGUCUAUCUGAGCUAUACCGACGCAAAUGGAGCAAACCAUUUGGGACCGGAGACCAUUCUUGAGACUUCGACGGUUGUUGGCGAAUUGUUCUUUUCAGAGCCUUCCGCACCGAGAAACUUUACGUUGGAAACAUUAAGUCAUACACAAGCAACAUUUGUGUGGGAAGAUCCCGAAGUUCCAGGAGGUCUCUUGGAUGGUUACGCCUAUAAAGUGUGCGAAGUAGACGACUGCGAUUCUGAGAUGGACUGCGUAGAGGCUCUACGUGAAGCAACUGAGAGACACAAGCUUACUGUGAGACGUAUAGCACCCAAUCAGCACUACAGGGUGAAGUUGGCUGCAUACAACAUCCUGAAGCUGUCCCAAGAGGUGAUAUACGGGAACUAUUCGUCCUACUGCUUUAAGGCAGAAGCGCCCUCUCCAAUCCAUCCGAGAGAUUUGCAUGCCGAAUGCAAGGCCAAUCCGAACAGCAUCACGCUGACCUGGAAACUACCUCCUGAUGGAAAGGAACCCGACAGCUACGUCGUGGAAAUAACGGGAAGCACACAGAUAAACAAGGACAUCGCCAUCAAGGAUAUUUGUCAAGGACAGGAGUGCAAAUACUCGGUGGACGGAGUCCAAGGGGGCAUCACGUACGAGAUCAUACUCGUCGCUAAAGUCAAGGACACUGGUGCCGAUUCUGCUUUCACUAAGUGCAGGGUGGCCGAAUCUGCGCCUCCGCCUCCAACGCAAGAUAUUAAGCUGGUCUAUGACCCUCAGGGGUGGUGGGUGACCCCGAAGAAGACUCAGCAGGCAUUCCAGUUCCCUACAGACCUCUUCAGCAACAUCAACGGACAUAUCGACAUAGCGAUACUCAUAGCGCAGGAUUCGAAAAUAGAUGACUGCGAAAAUCCUGUUGCAUGGAAGGAAGCGAACUCCAAAGUGCCAGUGCCAUGCUAUAUACUCCAGGAUUUGUGGGUGGAUGGUGAUUGUAAGUAUGAAGGUACAGUAGUCAAUUGUACCUUGGGGACACGAGAGGAGUGCGACAGACAUUUCUGUAACGGACCGCUGAAAGUUGGUGUCAAGUACGGGUUGAAGCUGAGAGGCAUUACAAGAGGCGGCGAAACAGACUCGAAGCCCGUUUUCUUCACAGCCGGAAGUCCGCCCAAAUCGACAGGAAGUAGCGGAAGGACAGGUGACAGCUUGACGCUGAUUGGCGGGGUCCUUGUUCUCACAGUUUUCAUGAUGAGGCCGUAGACGCCAUUCCGUCUCCAGGAGUACCAUCUACAAAUCAUUAUGUCAAAAGUCACCUGCUAUGAUACUUCCAGCAGCUCGAGCAACUUCCGUUCACAGAUAAAACGGAGGAGUUAUCAACUUCAUUUAUCCUCAGGAAAAGAGAACAGAAGGAAAAUGGCUGAUAUCAAGUGCCGCCACCCACCAUUUUGUACAGACCUCUAGGCAAUGCGCGUUGUCAGCUGGGUGACCACUCAUGCGCAUCAUGCGUUUUCGUGAUCGCCUGUGUCAUUGAAGAUGUUUGUGCUUUUAAAGAUGUAGUUUCUCGAAGAAGGCCUCAAAGACAAAGUUCCGUUCAACACGAUUCAUACAGAGGAAUAACGAACAUUUAAUUUGUGCGUUUUUAAUAAAUGUUUCACAAUGAACACUAAAUGUA